Kickxella alabastrina is the source of this 603-nucleotide messenger RNA. RefSeq names its product Rhodanese-like domain-containing protein. Bases 86 to 520 code for a protein of 144 amino acids. Lineage: Eukaryota; Fungi; Kickxellomycota; Kickxellomycetes; Kickxellales; Kickxellaceae. Gene Ontology annotation, cellular component: cytoplasm; nucleus. The record is from RefSeq and is a predicted model, not a curated record. Gene Ontology annotation, molecular function: protein tyrosine phosphatase activity. The transcript has a single exon.
CUUUUCCGUCUGCUCUUUCUUGCACCCUCCUUUUUUGUACCACAUCCAUUUUUAACUUUGUGCAUCACUUGACACUCAAAUUCAAAUGCCUCAGCCCAAGUUCAUACCUGCCGACGAGCUCGCCGAGCUCAUCCGCAGCCCACAAAAGGUAGCUGGGACCGACUACUUGAUCGUUGACGUCCGGGACUUGGACUACGUUGGAGGCCAUAUCACGGGCGCAAUUAACGUCCCGGCGCAUCUCAUUCGUGGCCAGGCACCAGUUCUGGCCGACCAGUACAAGCAUGUGCCCAGAAUAGUGUUCCACUGCGCACUGUCGCAGGUGCGUGGCCCAAAGUCGGCGCGUAUAUACAGUGAGUGCGUAGAGGAUAGGCUUGAGUCUGCCGAAGUGGGCGACCAGCUGUUCGAACAGGAAAUCAAUAUUCUUCGCGGUGGAUUCGAUUCGUGGCUUGUGCGCUUUAAGGAUACUGAACCGGAGCUUAUUGAGGCCUAUGACGCGACGGUUCCAAGAGACACAGUUUAAAGCCAUUGUAGAGGCGCUCACGAUAGAAAAUAGAUCCAUUGAGCGAGAUAUAGAACAAGUAUAAAACAUGUAUAAAACAAAAA